Molecule: messenger RNA, 1017 nt
Organism: Lasiodiplodia theobromae
Lineage: Eukaryota; Fungi; Ascomycota; Dothideomycetes; Botryosphaeriales; Botryosphaeriaceae
Product: Short-chain dehydrogenase/reductase SDR
Exons: 1
Coding region: 1-1017 (338 amino acids)
Source: RefSeq, a predicted model, not a curated record
AUGGCUUCCGUCUCUUAUUUCUCCAACUUUUUCUACUCUCAACUCUUCGUUACCGUGCCGAAACCAACUACCAGUUUUAAGGACCGCAUUGUCAUCGUCACUGGGGGCAACAUUGGCCUUGGACUCGAGACGGCACGUACCAUUGCCUCUCUCGGUGCCGCCAAAGUCGUUAUUUCCUCUCGUUCGACAUCUAAAGGAGAAGCUGCUCGCGCCGAUAUUCUGGAGACUACGAAGCGCGAGCCAGCUGCCGUCGAAGUUUGGCCACUGGACCUGUGCUCCUUUGACAGCGUCCGAGCCUUCGCUUUGCGCGCCAAGUCGCUGCCUAGACUUGAUGCACUGGUUUGCAACGCAGGUAUUGCGACCAAUAUCUUCAAGCUAGCCGAAGGUCAUGAAUCCUCGAUUACGACCAACGUCAUCUCGACCUUUCUACUCUCCUUCCUCCUGUUCCCACUGCUUAAGGAAACCGCCACCCGCACCAGUAGCCUCUCACACCUUGUAAUUGUCUCGUCGGAAGUGCACUUCUUCACCCAAUUGGCCGAACGCAAAAAGGACCCCAAUCUACCGAUCUUCGAUAUCCUCCGCUCCAAAGAGAAUUCAGAUAUGCAGGAUCGCUACAAUGUCUCUAAGCUCCUCGACCUCUUGGUCGUCCGCGAACUCUGUACUCCGCCUGACGGUCCCGCCUCUGGAACAUACCCCGUGGUCAUCAGCGCCCCUCACCCCGGUCUAUGCGCUAGCACUUUACGACGCGAUCCUCAAGAAGGCCCCUUUCUCGCGCGUUGGGGUGUGUACCUCGUGGAGCGGGCCUUGCAGCGGACGAGUGAGCAUGGCGCGCGCAACUUCGUUAUCUGCGCGUCCGCGGACGAGAAGUACCACGGGCAGUACGUGAGUGAUGGCGUGCCCAGGGAUCCCUCACCGUUUGUGCUGAGCAACGAGGGAAAGGAGGUGCAAAAGGCGGUAUGGGAGGAGCUGAAGAAUAUUUUGGAGGAGAUUGAGCCGGGUGUCACGAUGAAUAUAUAA